AUGGAGGAUGGUGAUUUGGUGUUUGAGAUGUUUUCGGAUACAUGGUUAAAGCGGAGCUGCCAGAUGAGCGGCGAGCUGCAACCCUUUGAGCUCAUCUACGCCAUCCCUGUCUCCAGCAAGCUGAGCGAUGCUCGUGUUGGUGAUGUGAAACGAUUUCUGGCGGAGACGCUGAGUGUUCCGCACGGCCGCUUGCAGCUUCUGGGUCCAGACUCUUUCUUGGAAGAUGCGGUGCCAAUCGCUGCCUUGGGACUCGAAGAUGUGUCUGUUUGCAUAUUACCUGAUGCGCUGGAAACUCGUUUCGCCAAAUAUGCUGGAGUGGCAAGCUUUGAUGAGCUGCAGGGAUGUGCAGAAUUGAACAUUUCUCACAAAGGGCUCAAGGUAUUGCCGGAGCGUUUCGGGCUCACAUGCAGCCGCUUAAAGUCAUUGCAAUUGACAUCGUUGCAGCUCCGGAGUUUACCAGAUAGCUUUGGCCUCCUUUCAGCAAUGGAACGUUUGGCCAGAGGCCCAAAUUCCUAUGAUUCUUGA
Durusdinium trenchii is the source of this 525-nucleotide messenger RNA. The record is from the annotation of a GenBank genome assembly. NCBI's taxonomy places the organism in Eukaryota, Dinophyceae, Suessiales, Symbiodiniaceae.